AUGGCAAUUAAAAAUAUCCAAAAUAGUUAAAGACAAGUCCAGGUAUAUCAAAAAAAUAUCCAGAUGAGAUAUUCACCUAAUUAUCUCUAAUAUUUGAAUUUAUAAAUUCUAAAGUGGAAACUGCAUAAAAAUAAUCCAUAUCCAAUACUCAUGAGAAUAAUUUCUCGAAUGACAUCAUUAGAUAUGAAUAAUUUAAGGAAACUUGUAUAUAAGGUAAGGAAGCAGUUAAGCAAGAGUUGUUAUUUAUUUGUUUAUGAAAACUGGCCUCAUGUAAUAUUAGGCUAAGAUGAAGUAAUUCAAUUUUUGAUUUAAUAUUUAGGCCACAUAUUUUUGUUUGGAAGUUAAGUAGUGCUUUAAUAAUAAUCUUUUAUGGAUUUAAAUUAAUCAAUAAUUGAAAUAGUAAAUGUAGAAUAAUAAGUAAUGAGUUAUGUGGGAAUAAUGAAAUUGAUUAGCCCUAAUUACCAACUUCAUAUUCAGUUUAUACAGUAAGUGGAGUUGCUACAAUAGCAAAUUUUUUUAAUUAAUAAAUUUAAGGUGAUUUUUAUAAUGUAUUUUAAUCUUUUAAUAGUUACCCUAAUUAUUAAGUUAGGCUUAAGAAUACUGUAAGAUAGCUGGUCAUGAAUGUAGACUAAUUCGACUUAUUCUUAAAAUCUUUUUGUAGCUACUAACUUUUUCUUAUCCUUUUAUGUUCAUUAAUUAUUACCUAUUGGAUAUAACAUAUCAGAUACUAUUUAAUUAUAAUCAUUUUCUUUGGGUAUAUCAAUGCUCCUUUAGUAAUUAAUUCAUAACACCAACCUAGGUUAUGGCUACUGUGUAAUAUUAAUUGGCAUAAGUUGAUUAUGAUUUAAAUAGUACUGAAUGUGAAAGCUUGA
Messenger RNA from Paramecium sonneborni, 872 nucleotides. Lineage: Eukaryota; Ciliophora; Oligohymenophorea; Peniculida; Parameciidae. The record is from the annotation of a GenBank genome assembly.